CUAGUCGAAUUCCUCAUGAACAGGCCUGAGUUUGAAAGCAGGAUGCGGCGAUACCGAACACCCGCGCUUGAUGGCAGAGCAGACGCAAUUGAUGACGGUGUUUCGAUCACGUACGUCGAUCUUCAUGAGAGCUCGGAGAUUCGGAUGAUCCAAACGAGCCGGAUGAAUCAUCUGUAUUUACUGAUCACCUUUGGGAUCUACUUGACACCUCUUGUCGUAUAUGGGAACAAGCGACUUUUGCCACCUUCCUCUGGACGAUGGAUGAUGGAUGGAUGAUGAUGAAUCGCUCGCUGGUCGACGCAGAGUCUCAGCUCAGAGAGAGAGAUGAGCGAUCAGCAUAUUCCUUUUGAUCAUCAAUCCGUCGUCAUCUCAUUCGUUAAACUCUUCUACAUCAUCCUCUCCCUUUCCUGACAUAUACUCAACAGUACGACAGUCCAUAGGGACAGAGCACACAGCUAAAUAGAGAGCAAGAUUUUCUCCAGAGAAGAAUGCCGACCGAGAAAGAGAUCCUCGAACGCGAGAUCGCAAAGCUGACCGGUGCCAUAGCCGGGAGUAACAACAGGAACCUCUCCCACGGACAUCCGAAGACGCACCUCAACACUAAUACCAGGAACGCCGGGCAUCCUUAUCCUUAUGCCGCAUCAACUAGCGGGCGGGGACAUGGACACGGACGGGGACGGGGACGGGGACGUGGGCGUGGGGUCGCUUUGCAGGGGAACAGGACUUAUAGACCAGGACAGAGUAGUAGAAAUACGCUGGUCGUCAAUCCUUCUCUAGAGGCUGGGUCUACUUUUUCGUCUGCGGCUUCGGCUUCGUCUGCUGCGAACCUUGGGUCUUCUUCUACUCCCUUGGGGUCUACUUCUUCUGCGUCCCCCUCGACAUCAGCAUCGGCGUCAGCAUCAGCAUCGAUACCUGUAUCGACAUCGAAAUCGACAUCGAAAGUAGAUGCCAACGCCAACGCCAACGCUACGAACAGACCUACACCUAUGGAAGAAGAAGAAGGACGAUCCAGCUGGGUUAAUAAUACGAGCAGGCAUGGCAAUAAGAGUCUGAUCAAUCCGGAGGUCUAUUUGCAACAACAGAAAGCCAGACUAGCUCAUUCUUCCCUCCUUCAAACCAAAGCUCCGCCUUCUAAUUUUAAACCUAUCACUCGCCGACCUCGAAGGAAAUACGAUACGCAGGUGGAUGAGAGGGGCAAGAGGGUCGUCGUCAUCGAUGGGACUGUUUACGAGUUUGAGGGGGACGGGAAGAAGUUGAAGAAGAUGGACGACGCAUCAACCACGACCUCGACCUCGACCUCGACCUCGAACGUGAAUGUCGAUUCCGCAAACGCAGACCAGACCGAACCGGAUAUCAUUACCCCGACCCGAUCGUCCUUCUCCAUCUCUGGGCAACAAUACGUACGGACGCGCGCGGGGAACUUGGUCAGGAGAAAGUCUAGCGGGGUGGGAUUGAACAGAAAGCUGGACGUCAACAAGAACAAGAAAAAGGCGCAACCUUGUCGGUAUUUCACGAAAACGGGCGCCUGUCAACGAGCUUCGACCUGCCCUUACGUCCACGACCCAAACAAGAUCUCGGUCUGUAGCAAGUACCUCCGUUCCACCUGCCCUCAUUCCGCAGAGACCUGCCCCGUCUCCCACGCUCCCAACCCGCACAACGCGCCCUCGUGCGUCCAUUUCCAACGGACCGGACAAUGCCGCAAUGGCAAGGACUGUAGGUACCCGCAUGUCAAGGUCAGCGAUACCGCCCCCGUCUGCCUGGAUUUCUCGACGAUCGGGUGGUGUGACGCCGGAGCGGCUUGUGGAGAGAGACACGCGUGGGAGUGUAGAGAGUAUAGCGAGACGGGCAAGUGCAAGAGGGGGAAGAAGUGUGAGUUGAUGCAUAUCUUACGGGCCAAGAGCGUUGGCGUUGGCGUUGGCGUUGGCGUCGGGAGCUCUCAGAAGGAGGGCGAGGAGCUGGCCAUGCAAAUGGACGAUGGGACGGCGUUACCUGUGGAUCUGGUCGAAGUCUUGAGAGGACGACAGGAGACGCGAGCGGGUACUACUAGGCCGUCUUCCAGCGAAGACGAAGACGAAGAGGGUAGCGACGAUGACGAUGACGAUGAUGAAGAGGACGAGGAAGAGGAUGGCGAGGUCGUCGAUACGGAAGAUGAAGAGGAAGACGUCGAUGUCAUUGCGGGUCAACAGGAUUUCAUCCAGUUUCAACGACCCCAGUCUGACGAGGAGGGGGUUGAUCAUGAUAUGGAGUGAAGUUUGAACUAGAAAGCGGAAGUGUAGUUUGUGGUAGUUUGUGGUUGGGCAUGUCGAUCUGUGUUGUCGAAUAUAUAUAUAUCUACGUAUACCAUAUAUACCCC
Filobasidium floriforme is the source of this 2353-nucleotide messenger RNA. RefSeq lists its product as uncharacterized. Gene Ontology annotation, molecular function: metal ion binding. The transcript has 6 exons. The record is from RefSeq and is a predicted model, not a curated record. Gene Ontology annotation, cellular component: nucleus. Lineage: Eukaryota; Fungi; Basidiomycota; Tremellomycetes; Filobasidiales; Filobasidiaceae. Bases 489 to 2249 code for a protein of 586 amino acids.